CAAUAAAAAUAGAGAAAAGUUAAUAUUUGUGGAUUUGUGAUAUAUGUAUUCAUAAAAAAAAAUAGUAAACGAAAUAGUAUUUUGGAAACUAAAAAGCGAUCCCACCGUGUUUAUUAAAAAGAAAGUGAAAUUCUCUAAUAAAAAUAAAAUAUAUUAUAAUAAGCUCAAUUACAACAACAUAUAAAAUGCACGCCACACCGAUUAAGUACUACAUAUUGCUCUGUGCACUACUGUGUCACAACUGUCACCCUGUGCUGGCACAACGCACUUCGUUGGAUGUCACAUUGCGUAACUUGUAUCGACCAUUACGUUUGAUUGGCUUAAAUUUUGUCGGGCGUUCAGGUGACAAUCCGGAUAAUCGACAACUUGUGCGCGAUAUGGGUAAAACGCAAAAUCUCAAUACACGCGCGCGUUCGUUGGUGAAUUUCUGCGAUGCGCUGAAUGGACCCGGAAAACGCAGUGAAACACGCCCGACAUCGGUGCAUCGUUUACGACCCGGUGAUAUAGAUAUCGUGGGUGCUAUGGGUGAUUCACUAACAGCUGGUAACGGUAUUUUCGCGACAAAUUUAUUACACAUUACGGUAGAGAAUCGCGGUAUGGUCUGGAGUAUUGGUGGACAAGGCACUUGGCGACAAUAUUUAACGAUGCCAAAUAUUUUGAAGGAAUUCAAUCCAAACUUGUAUGGCUACUCGCUGAAAGAUGGGCUCUCCACCGAUCGCAGUUCGAAAUUCAACGUCGCUGAGUUGGGCGCCAUGUCACGUGACAUACCUUACGAAGCGCAAGUGCUGGUCAAACGCUUGUCACGUGAUCCGAAAGUGAAUAUGACCACAGAUUGGAAGCUUAUCACUUUGCUCAUUGGUAAUAAUGACUUUUGUUCAGACGUCUGUUUUCUGCCACGCCCAGAGGAUGCGAUCAAGCAGCAUGAAGAAAAUAUGGUGAAGACUUUUCGUUAUUUACGCGAUAAUGUGCCACGUCUCAUUAUAAAUGUAGUGCCAUCGCCAAACUUGGAAUUCCUAGUGCCUUUGAGUACGAAAACGCCAGUUUGUCAUACGACCUUGACAUUCGAGUGCCCUUGUUUAGUGGGUAAGUCCAAGCCGCAAUUGGUAAGAAUGAUAAAGCUGAUGAAAGACUGGGUUGCGAAGGACAAAGAGAUCGUGAAUAGAGACGAGUUUAAUACAGAGACAUUCACCAUUAAUCUGCAGCCAUUUACACUAUUCGAAGGUUUCUUUCCCAGUAACGAUGACGCAAUGAAAUUAAAAUUUCUGUCCGAGGACUGCUUCCAUUUGAGUCAGCGUGGACAUGCUAUUAGCGCCAACUAUCUCUGGAAUAAUAUGCUUGAAGACGACGACAAUAAAAGUAUUAUGGAUCAACCUACCUUAUUGAAGACAUUCCGCUGUCCCACAGAGGCGCGUCCUUACUUAGUGACACGUGUUAAUAGCGCUAAAGAUUUUCUUGUUUGACUUUGCACCACAACCCCCGUCACCCAUUAGCGGUAUUCUCUAAUUAUAGAUAUUUAUAUGUAGUUUAUAGUUAGUCGUGUAAUUAAACUCUGUGAUAAUAUAAUAAGAAUGUAUUUAGAUUGCUUUUUAUAAAAAUGCAUGAACUAAUUGUAGAGUAAUUAUUUUGUAAAAUGAAUGCUUGUACACGUGAUACUUGUGAAGUAAAACAAUGAACUGUAUUAUUUGCAAUUAAGUUGAUAAUUAUAGAAAUGAACGCAAAUGUGACAAGUCUAUUCCUUAAAUUAAUGAUA
This is a messenger RNA of Bactrocera tryoni, 1750 nucleotides long. RefSeq names its product phospholipase B1, membrane-associated. NCBI's taxonomy places the organism in Eukaryota, Metazoa, Arthropoda, Insecta, Diptera, Tephritidae. The transcript has 6 exons. The record is from RefSeq and is a predicted model, not a curated record. Gene Ontology annotation, biological process: phospholipid metabolic process. Bases 186 to 1460 code for a protein of 424 amino acids. Gene Ontology annotation, molecular function: glycerophospholipase activity.